CUCAAACGUUUUGAUCUAGGAAACCUCAAAUCUGCUGUAACACCCAUGGCCUCCUCUAUCAAAUUAGAUAAAGAUGUUUCUGGUGUUCCCGUUAAUGACAAACUUUACAGAGGAAUGAUAGGUUCAUUGCUGUAUUUAACAGCUAUUCGUCCUGACAUCAUGUUUAGUGUCUGUGCUUGUGCACGAUUCCAAAGCUCACCCAAAGAAAGUCAUCUCAGUGGUACUUCAGACUUAGGUCUGUGGUAUCCUAACAACUCGUCCUUAGAACUAAUAAGCUACUCAGACUCUGACUAUGCUGGGUGCUCAAUCGACAGAAAAAGCACGUCAGGCACAUGUCAUUUCCUAGGUUCCUCUCUGGUUUCUUGGUUUAGCAAGAAACAAAACUCUGUGGCAUUAUCCACAGCAGAAGCAGAGUACAUUGCAGCUGGAAGCUGUUGUACUCAGCUUCUGUGGAUGAAACACCAACUUCAAGACUAUGGUCUUAAGCUAAAAACCCUUCCUGUUCUAUGUGACAAUACCAGUGCCAUCAACAUGACUAAGAAUCCCAUCUUGCAUUCUCGAACAAAACACAUAGAAAUCAGAUACCAUUUCAUUAGAGAGUUGGUUGAGGAAGGUGUGAUUACUUUGGAAUUUGUCCCCACUUCCAGCCAAUGGGCUGAUAUCUUCACUAAGCCUUUGGGCUCAGAUUCUUUCCUCGCGAAUCGUCGUGAACUUGGUAUGUUUUCCUGGUCAGAGCUUGAGAAUCUGAAGUGAUUCUGAUUCUCUGAGUACCGUUUUUGACCCCUCCUAUUCUUUAGCUCCAAGACUUACUCUCUUUCGGGUCAGACAAUAUUUUCUUUCUCAUUCUAAUUUCCUCCUACCAUAACUCUGAUUUCCGUUCUCGUCUCACCAUAACUUCCCUUAGGCCUUCAAGAUUAUUUAUACUCUUGCUGAGUUGAGGAGGAGUUCUAUCACUUUUCGUCCAUACCCAUUAAAACCCUUCUCCUUCUCCUAAAUCAGUAUGGCUGGAAUCAAUCCCGAGAUACCUCUGCAUCUGGCUCAGGCUGCCAUCUUUACUGGGAAGGGGUUCAGAAAUGCAGAAGACUAUGCUCGCUAUCUCAUCAAAUUUCAAGAUCGCCCCUUGAGUCCCUCUAUCUCUCUUGAUCCUGCUCGCUUCAAUCGCUAUGACAUGAACAUUCCUGGUUUGAUCAAUGCUGUGGGAUGGUCGAAUCUUCCUCUUGAUCAAUGCUACAGUUUUCGUCCAGAGGCAGUUCGCAUGUUCUAUGCAAACAUGCAGCCCUGUUUCAACACUGAUCCUCCUACUUUCACCACUGUGGUGUAUAACUAUCUGAUCACUGUCACGGUCGACAUCUUGUCAUAUCUCCUUGGUUAUCCAAUUGCUGGUGCUGAAGUCCUGGAUGAAGGAGACUUCCAGGAAGCUGGGUUCAAUGAGGUUGAAGCUAUUCGACUUUACACAAGGGAUACAGGUGAAUAUCAUUCGUCUCGACUUGCUACUGGUCGUCUCCCUGAUGACCUCAAAGUCCUUCACUUCUUUAUCACUAGGGUUUUCUUUCCCCGAUCUCAUGGUCUCAAUAGGAUCUAUCCUAUGGACAUGUGGAUCAUGGCCAGUGCCAAAGAAAAUCGUCCUAUCAGCUAUCCUCAUCUCAUGUUUAGUCACAUGCUUCACUACUGUGAUGACAAUUUCAAUGAGGAACUUCCUUUUGCCCCUCAAAUCACUAUGCUGCUGCGUGGUUUGGGUAUUGAUCUUCGCUACAAAGUGGCUCGAGUUGAUCUAAUUGAUACUCUCCGUGCUCAGUUUGUACUUCGCAAAGUGAAUGCCUUUGUUGGUCGUAGGGGUCCUCGUGUCAAUGCUUCAGGGGGAGAAGGGACUGUAGUAGUUCCUGUUGUGCCUUUAGAAGUUGACCCAGUUGAUGAGGCUGUUCCAGAGGAACCAUCAGCAGCUGCAAAUUCUGGUGAUAGUGUCAGUAUUGCCGACCUGGAGGAAGAGCUGGGUGAAAAUGAAGGGGAAAUUUCUGACUACCUGUCAUCUCCAACCUUUCCAUUCUAAAGAACCUUGGGUGUUCUGUGUAGGGGGAGCCUGAGUGAGCACUAAACCGUGGAGUAGAAUCAGUAGAGUCUUGUCUUGUGUUGAAUAAAGCUCUAUAAAGAGCACGUAAAGUCUUAGAAUCUAGAAUGUGUGUGCACGAGUGUGCGUAGACAGUGUCUAGUUUCAGUCGUAGUAGUCGUAUGCUGUGAUCAGUUGAUGUGAUCUUGGAAUAAAAGUAAUCUCGUUUU
This is a messenger RNA of Linum trigynum, 2274 nucleotides long. Lineage: Eukaryota; Viridiplantae; Streptophyta; Magnoliopsida; Malpighiales; Linaceae. The record is from the annotation of a GenBank genome assembly.